UAUAUGCCUCCAAUUCCAAUAUAAAAACAACAGUUCAAAACACUAGUGAGCAAUUCACACUAGUGAAUAUCUUUUGCUCCAAGAUGAAGAAAGCACAACUGGUGUUUAUCCCUUUUCCUGGUUUGAGCCAUUUAGUUUCCACUCUUGAGUUAGCGAAACUUCUAAUUAACCGUGAUAACCGUCUACGGAUAACCGUUUUACUCAUGAAUUUCUCACGCUCAAAAGAAACCGAUCUUUACAUUAAAUCACUUCCAAUCUCAGAUUCUCUCAACUUCAUUAAGCUUCCGGAAUGUUUUGUUCCCCCGAACACUAAUCCAAGAGCCGUCUUUGACGCUCUACUUGAAGCUCAGAAACCAAAUGUCAGACAAGUUGUAUCUGAUCUCAUUAAUGUAGAAAGACAAGGACCCCUUGCCUCCUUCGUUAUUGACAUGUUUUGCACCCCCAUGAUUGAUAUUGCCAAAGAGUUCUCUGUCCCUACACUCGUCUUCUUAACUUCCGGUGUUGCAUGUCUUGGUGUGAAUUUUCAUAUUCACACUCUCCGUGAACGAGACAAUGUUGAUCCAACUCAGUUGCUGCAGCAGACAGAGUUUGCUAUCCCGACUUUUGCAAACUUGGUUCCUUCAUACUCGUUGCCUAGUUCCGUGAUAAGCAAGGAAUGGGAAUCGUUGUUCAUGAACUUUGUCAGAGGCCUCAAGAAUGCUGAUGGCUUAAUAAUAAAUUCAUUUGAAGAGCUAGAAUCCCAUGCAGUUCACUCCUUUUCCUCUCAUCCUGAACUAGCUGGUUUGCCCAUUAUAUAUCCGGUAGGACCCAUAUUAACUCCUGAGCCCAAAAGCAAAAGUGUCGUUGAACCCGAUGAUAUCAUCAAGUGGCUUGAUGACCAACCACCUUCUUCGGUAGUUUUCUUUUGCUUUGGGACAAGUGGUUCUUUUGAUGAGGAUCAGGUUAAGGAGAUUGCACAUGCUAUUGAGAAUAGUGGGGCUCGCUUCGUGUGGUCUUUGCGCAAACCCCAAUCGAAAGGAGUUGCGCCCUCUGAUUACUCUCUUUCUGAUUUGAGUUUGGUUUUACCGGAAGGGUUCUUAGAUCGAACGAGAGGGAUUGGAAGGGUCAUUGGAUGGGCUCCACAGACCCAAAUACUAGCACACCCAGCGACAGGUGGAUUUGUUUCGCACUGUGGCUGGAAUUCAACACUCGAGAGCAUAUAUUUUGGUGUUCCUAUUGCCACAUGGCCGAUCUAUGCUGAACAACAAACUAAUGCUUUUGAAUUGGUCGUUGAGCUGAAGUUGGCGGUUGAGAUUGCGUUAGAUUAUAAAGUGGAGUUUAAAGGAGGACCUAACUAUCUUUUAACUGCCGACAAGAUUGAGGGAGGAAUAAGGAAUGUGUUGGAUAAGGAUGGAGAAGUCAGAAAGAAAGUGAAAAAGAUGAGUGAAAAGAGUAGAACGACUUUGUUAGAGGGCGGAUCUUCUUACACUUAUUUAGGUCGUUUGAUUGAUUAUAUUAUGAAUCAGAUAUGAAAUUAAGUAAUCUCAUUACCCACUUACUUCCUAAGUUUUAAUUAAGUUGUUGAAUGAUUAUAAUUAUAACAUUUAAGUAUUAUUUACUUUGAA
Trifolium pratense (red clover) is the source of this 1604-nucleotide messenger RNA. RefSeq names its product anthocyanidin 3-O-glucosyltransferase 2-like. The transcript has a single exon. Lineage: Eukaryota; Viridiplantae; Streptophyta; Magnoliopsida; Fabales; Fabaceae. Bases 84 to 1511 code for a protein of 475 amino acids. The record is from RefSeq and is a predicted model, not a curated record. Gene Ontology annotation, molecular function: UDP-glycosyltransferase activity.